Sinocyclocheilus grahami is the source of this 6361-nucleotide messenger RNA. Its product is annotated as breakpoint cluster region protein. Bases 549 to 4442 code for a protein of 1297 amino acids. The record is from RefSeq and is a predicted model, not a curated record. The transcript has 23 exons. Gene Ontology annotation, biological process: positive regulation of GTPase activity; protein phosphorylation; intracellular signal transduction. Gene Ontology annotation, cellular component: membrane. Lineage: Eukaryota; Metazoa; Chordata; Actinopteri; Cypriniformes; Cyprinidae. Gene Ontology annotation, molecular function: GTPase activator activity; protein serine/threonine kinase activity; guanyl-nucleotide exchange factor activity.
CCUGCAGCAGCGCUGAGUGCGAGAGGGAGACUGAGAGAGCAGAUACAGUCAGAUCAUAUGGAGUGACGGCCAGCGAUGCCAGUGGAAACCCUGCAAGAGUACAGCGUAUACCUGAGAAAUACGGACGUCUGAGAGAAUUACAGGACUAUCUUCUUUGGAUACAUCACUGAAAUUAGCUAAAAAUCAGAUUUCAUCAACUAACAUUAAGGAGAAGUGAAUUGUACAGGCGAAUCUGUGUUUACAAGGGAUUCUCAGCCAUCAUUUGCCAAAUAAAUGGCAUGAAACGCGGUUGUCAAUAGGUGAAGUGCACAUGGAUGUUUCAGCUCUGCUCUUUUGUCUUUAUAGAGAACAUUGUGUGUCUGUCCAAGAUCAGCUGAGUGAGUGUUUAUCAGAUGUUGAGAUGAUGUUCUGCAUGUUCUCAGGACAAGUUCAUUUGUCUGAUAUGAAGUUAUAAAUCAGCGUGGCUUUGGGUGUAUUUUCUUACAAACAAGUGCAUAUUAACAUGUAAUUUGUUUCCAAUUAAAAAAGUAAACCAGCAGUAAGCAAUCAUGGUAGAACCUGUUGGCUUUGUGGAAGCGUGGAAAGCUCAGUUCCCUGACUCAGAUCCUCCUGAGAUGUCUUUGAACUCUGUUGGAGACAUAGAGCCGGAGCUGGAGAAAUGCAGAAACUCUAUUAGGCAUCUGGAGAUGGAAGUGAACAAGGAGCGCUUUCGAAUGAUCUACCUACAAACGCUUCUGGCCAAGGAGCGGAGAAGCCAUGACUCUCAGCGAUGGGGUUUCAGUAGGGUCUCACAAGGUGAGCGAAAGCCAGCGUCCAUGGACACCCAUCAUCAGAAAUCUGAUGGAAGCAGGUGUCUCCCAGCCAAACUGAAGCACACAACCGCAGCAGAGGACAGCCAUGAGUCUCAGCCUUGUGUUGAGGUGGUGGGAUGUGAUGUCUCGGACUUGGACAGGCAGAAAAACGGAGAUGGAGAAGUUGACGGGAUGUCUCCAUACAAAAGAAGGAGCGUUGAAGCUCCACUCAGGCCCAUUGCUGGACGUGGACUUGCGCACCAUGAGACGGAUGUUGUUCCAGAGUCUCCACCAAAGGAGAAGGUCACCACAGGGUUGGGAGUCGCUGCGCUUCGGUCAAACUUUGAACGUAUCAGAAGAGCCAAUUCUCAAACAUCUGGCGAGGGGAAAAGUGAGAGGCCUUACUAUGUCAACAUGGAGUACCACCACGAGAAAGGUCUUGUUCGGGUAAAUGAUAGAGACGUCUCAGGGAAGAUAAGUAGUCUGGGCAGUCAAGCUAUGCAGAUGGAGCGCAAGAGAUCUUUGCAUUCUGUCCCAGGUAAUCUGUCCACUGCUUUUGGGGACAUCCGUAAACCAGAGCGGUCUCAUGAAAGAGCCAUGGACAGUGGUUACAACUGUGAGUACGAGGAGCCUGAUCUAAACCCUGGGUUUGUCAAGGACAGUUCAGUAAGACUUAAUGGAAGAAGAGCACCUCAGCAGAACUGGCACCAGUCAGACUGUCAGCCCUAUACGACUGUUUAUGUGGGGGGCAUUAUGGGAGACGGAGAGGACCUGCACUUGACCUGGCCCAGGCGGUCUUACUCGCCUGGAAGUUUUGAGGAUGGAUACACGCCGGAUUGCAGCUCCAAUGAAAACCUGACAUCCAGCGAAGAAGACUUCUCCUCAGGGCAGUCCAGCCAUGUGUCCCCAAGCCCCACCGCCUACCGAAUGUACAGAGAGAAGAGUCGCUCUCCAUCCCAGCACUCCCAGCAGUCUUUUGAAAGUGGCAGCCCCCCUACCCCACAGUCCCAAAAGCGUCUCAAGCAACAGCUAGCGCUCUCCAACGCCAAUGUUGUUGGUGUCCGCAAGAUCUGGCCUGCUGAUGGAGGCUCCAACAACUUCAGCAACAGUUUCCUUGGAGAUCUGGACAUCUCAUUUAGCGGGACCCCGCCUCCAGCGUAUGUUUAUGAUGGCGAUCGAGGUGAGGACCAUCGUAUGCAGCCUGAUGUUGCGUCCUACACGGAUGAUUCCCUCUCCUCUCUGCGCCUUCACACGAAGGGUCGAAUUAUUAGAGAGCCCCCUUCCUCGGGGUCCCUGGAGUCCACUAAAUCAUCGGAGUUGGAUGUCGAAAAAGGGUUGGAGAUGAGGAAAUGGGUCUUAUCAGGGAUCCUGGCCAGUGAGGAGGCCUAUCUGAGCCACUUGGAGGCGCUCUUACUGCCCAUGAAGCCCCUGAAAGCUGCUGCCACCACCUCCCAGCCCAUGUUAACCCUCCAGCAGAUAGAAACCAUUUUCUUCAAAGUGCCUGAGCUCCACGAGAUCCACAAAGACUUUUAUGAUGGCCUGUUACCCAGAGUGCAACAGUGGAGCCACCAUCAAUGUGUGGGUGACCUCUUCCAGAAACUGGCCAGCCAGCUCGGCGUGUACAGGGCUUUUGUGGACAACUAUAAGGUUGCUGUGGAAACAGCCGAAAAGUGUUGUCAAGCCAAUUCUCAGUUUGCAGAGAUUUCAGAGAAUCUGAAAGUCAGGAGCGCUAAAGAGGGUAAAGAUCAGAAUGACAAGAACUCUCUGGAAACGCUGCUGUAUAAACCAGUGGAUCGAGUCACUCGCAGUACCCUCGUCCUCCACGACCUGUUGAAGCACACCCCAUCCAGUCAUCCAGAUCACCCCCUCCUGCAGGAUGCCCUCCGCAUUUCCCAGAACUUCCUCUCCAGCAUUAAUGAGGAGAUCACGCCCCGCCGUCAGUCUAUGACAGUGAAGAAAGGAGAGAAUCGACAGCUUCUCAGAGACCAGUUUAUGGUGGAGUUAGUAGAAGGAGCACGAAAACUUCGGCAUGUCUUCCUCUUUACCGACCUGCUGCUUUGUGCCAAAUUGAAGAAACAAACCGGAGGGAAGGGGCAGCAGUAUGACUGUAAGUGGUAUAUCCCACUAGCUGACGUCACCUUUCAGACCAUCGAUGAAUCUGAGUCUUCACCGGUCUCCCAGAUACCAGAGGAGGAGAUAGAUGCUAUGAAGGUCAAGAUCUCCCAGAUCAAGAACGAGAUUCAGAGAGAAAAGAGAGUUUGUAAAAGAGGUAAAGUCCUUGAUCGUCUCAGGAAGAAACUGUGUGAACAGGAAUCGCUGCUGCUGCUCAUAUCUCCAUGCAUGGCCUUCAGAGUCAGUAACAGGAAUGGCAAGGGCUAUACAUUCCUGAUUUCAUCUGAUUACGAGCGAGAAGAAUGGAGGGAGAUCAUUCGUGAACAGCAGAAAAAGUGUUUCAAGAGUUUUUCUUUGACUUCCCUGGAGUUGCAGAUGCUCACUAACUCCUGCGUGAAGCUACAGACAGUUCACAAUGUUCCUCUGACAAUCAAUAAAGAAGAUGAUGAAUCCAUGGGGCUGUAUGGCUUUCUAAAUGUGAUUGUUCAUUCUGCAACAGGGCUGAAACAGAGCUUGAAUCUGUACUGUACAUUGGAGGUGGACUCAUUCGGCUAUUUCGUGAACAAAGCAAAAACUCGUGUGUAUAGAGACACCACAGAGCCAAACUGGAAUGAGGAGUUUGAGAUCGAGUUAGAGGGCUCUCAGACCCUCAGACUGCUGUGCUACAGUAAGGUCAAACAGUGCAGGGAUGAUGGGGAGAACAUGGAUCGCAUCAUGGCCAAAGGACAGAUUCAGCUGGAUCCUCCAUCGCUGCAGGGUAAAGACUGGCAGAGGACAGUCAUCAGCAUGAAUGGGAUUGAGGUCAAACUGUCUAUGCGGUUUACCAGCAGAGAGUUCAGUCUGAAGAGGAUGCCGUCCAGGAAACAGUCCGGAGUGUUUGGAGUCAAAAUUGGGGCUGUUACUAAACGGGAGCACUCCAAAGUGCCUCUUAUUGUGAGACAGUGUGUAGAAGAGAUUGAGCGCAGAGGGAUGGAGGAACUGGGCAUCUAUCGUGUCUCUGGUGUGGCCACAGACAUCCAAGCCCUAAAAGCUGCCUUUGAUGCCAACAAUAAAGACGUUUCCGUUAUGAUGAGUGAGAUGGACGUGAAUGCCAUUGCUGGAACGCUGAAGCUUUACUUCAGAGAGCUUCCUGAGCCCCUCUUCACUGACGAACUCUACGCAAAUUUCACUGAAGGCAUUGCAUUAUCAGACAGUGUGGCAAAGGAAAGCUGUAUGCUCAAUUUGUUGCUCUCGCUACCUGAACCCAACCUGCUGACCUUCCUGUUUCUACUGGACCAUCUGAAGAGGGUUGCUGAGAAUGAGAGCGUCAACAAGAUGUCCUUCCACAAUCUCGCCACAGUAUUCGGCCCGACCCUCCUUCGCCCCUCUGAAAAGGACAGUAAAAUUCCAGCCAAUCCCACGCAGCCCAUCUCUAUGAGUGACAGCUGGUCUCUUGAGGUUAUGUCUCAGGUCCAGAUAUUACUGUACUUCCUGCAGCUGGAGGCGAUCCCUACGCCAGAUAGUAAACGGCAGAGUAUGCUUUUCUCCACAGAGGUUUGAAAAGGAGCUCAGAUGCAUUAUGGUGUGAAAUGCACUGGGACUGAUUCAGCAUGCGACCAAUGGAGGGCACCAACAUCCUACUGAAAUCUUACAAGCGGAGUGAAUUCUCAGCAUCAGUAGCAUUCUGUUGAUAUUUCUGUAGUGAAGAAUGACAAGCCAGUCUGAUAUCUUCUCAUGGACUCACUGUUACAAGCACUUAAGAGUUCCAUUCAACAUGCAGGUGAUGUUGCUUAUUUUCACUCUCAUCCAUUGUAGGAUUUCUGACUGAAUGGUGGCUCACACUUUGAGUGCCAAGCUUCUCGUAGAUCAUUGGAUGGUGAAUGUUAUUCUUGUGUUUUCUCUUGUUCCUUUCAGCGCUGUGGGUUUCUAAAGAAUUACACAUUCCAGUUUUCCAUAAACGCUUUAUUUGAUCUGACAUUUUGCUCACCUAUGAUUUAUGUCUUCCCAUGGCGAGGGCUACGGAACAUCUGAAUACGUAAAUCAUAAGGAGGAACACAUUUAUAUGGCCCCUUUCUGAUGGAUAAAACACAACACAGAGAACUAAAAUGUGAGGUUCUUUAACCAACGUGUGACUAUGGUCAACAUGUUUGCAUAUUAGUUCAUAACUAAAAAGAAUAUACGACACAAUUAUAGUUUACCGUUCCCAUGAUUCCCAAGUAUGUACAUUCCUUUUGUUUUAUGAAAACAUUUCUCUGUUUUAUCUCACAUAAAUCCAACUAAUAUUGGAUUACUGAGCCUAUAUUAAAACAAUACAGUGCGCAUUGGUCAUAUCACAUGAUAUUAUAGGACUGUAACACAUUAUUUUUCAGUACUGUUUAAACUGGAAACCUCACAUAACUUAGGAAAUAAAACAUAAAAUAGUUUUAAAUCUUUAUAUAAUUUAAGGUAUUAUAGGAAAUGAUUAACCGUAACUGAUGGACUCAGUAUAUUCAAAUGGAUAUAGGAGUUCUCCAUCAGAAUAAUAUCACUGCUACAUUAGUUUUCUGUAUUUAAGAAAUAGCAAAAAUGAACUUAAUUCAAACACUGUACAUUUUUCUUGUUUAAUCAUUUGGGUUCAUUAUAUUUUCACUUUGUAAAACUUUGCUGUUCACAAAACUUGCAAGCACUUUGCGAUCCUGAACAGUGUCAAUAUCUUGCCCUGUUAAGUGUGUGUGUGUAAAUUGUUCAGUUUAUUAUGGCUAAUAUGCAUAUAUCUGUAUUAUGUUGUUCAGAACAAAGGAGAGGUUGUGUAUUAUUUGGAUGUCAUGUAACAUGCAGGCAUGUUGUUUUGUUAAUGACUUAUUUUUCUUUUAGAGAUUUGCUUUAGUUAUUGUGCCACGCUUGCGUAUUUCCUUUAGACUAAGGAAAACAGACAUUCCUGUAAUUGUGUUGAAGAUCAUUGCCUUUCUCUGUUCUUAUUCCAUUGUAUGUUCUGGAAUCUGCACUUCCUUUAUCAAGCUCCUGCUUGAAUUACAGCUAUAUCCAUUCCUCCUUUUUCUCUCUUUUAUUUGAUCCGUUGCACGCUGUACUGAUGAAGAUAUUCCUGGCUGCUAUUUUACAACCCAGCUUCCAUGAUGAGGAAAUGUCCUGUAUAUGGAUAAAUUUGGCACAGUGUGGAUUAAGGAGAUGGAUCACAAUAAACUCCUUCAUCCUCUUGUUUCCACAGAGCCGUUGACUGUUCUGUGUGUUUAUCUGACCGAUGGCCAAGUACAUUAAACAGUCCUCAAUAGAGAUAGCAUUACUCCCCAGAAGACGUUAGGACACAGUGGUUUGCGUUCAGCAUUCUUUCCUCUCCUGGAGCACUACUGCUGAAACAAUAGACUUCGUUUAUUAUUAUUACUGGACAAUAUUGAAACUGCACAAUGCUAUUGUAUGGGAGACCUGUAACAUUAAAUGUGGCCAUGUGAUUCUGUACAAAGUAAAUGAAUAAUAAAUUUAAA